AUGAGCAUAGAAGACAUCGCGCUGGCAAGCUCGUCUAUUGCUAUAAUCAGAUAUGAAAGUGAGGUAUUCAGUGCGCAAAGUUUAUUGUGGGUGUUGAGUCGUGAGGUCAUGUCUAACUGGAAAGAGGCGAAAGAUGCAAACGGAAGGGUAUAUUACUACAAUACGUUGACAAAAGAAUCUACAUGGGAGAAACCAAAGGAACUAGUUCCUCAGCAAGAGGGACUUUUUCAGGAGAAUGGCUGGAAAGCGGCAAAGACUGCAGAAGGAAAGACGUAUUACUACAAUGCAUCUACGAGGCAAACUAGUUGGACUAUUCCCGCCUUUGAUAAGAGCACAGACCUCAUCGCAAAGAGAGAAUCUGAGGUAAUAACAUCGGCACAAACCACCGCAAACAAGUCAAUUUCUAUAGGUGAAGAGAAGAAGGCGUUGCAACAAACGGCUAAAGAAGAGGAAAGCCAAUAUACCAAUAACUCUAGAUUGCUAAAUGUCACUAGAAGGACAAAGGAAGAAGCGGAAAAAGAAUUUAUCACGAUGUUGGAGGAUAAUCAAGUAGACUCGACUUGGUCGUUCAGUAAAAUUAUUUCAGAACUGGGAACCAAAGACCCAAGAUACUGGAUGGUGGACGAUGAUCCAUUAUGGAAAAAGGAACUGUUUGAAAAAUAUCUUUCUAAUAGAUCAGCUGAUCAGCUUUUAAAAGAACAUAACGAAACGAGCAAAUUCAAAGACGCCUUCCUAAAAAUGCUACAGAAUAAUUCUAAUAUAAAAUACUACACCCGCUGGUCAACCGCAAAGAGACUGAUUGCUGACGAACCAAUAUAUAAACACUCUGUGGUUAACGAAAAGACGAAAAGACAGACUUUUCAAGAAUACAUAGACACUCUUACAAACACUGAAAGAGAAUCUAAAGAAAAACUGAAGGAGCAGGCUUUAGUUGAAUUAAGAGAGUAUUUAAACAGCAUUUUGGCUGUAGGUUCGCCAUCUUCUGAGGCUUUCAUAACAUGGCAACAACUAUUGAAUCACUAUGUUUUUGAGAAGAGCAAGAGAUAUAUGGCGAACAAACAUUUCCGAAUUUUGACCCAUGAAGAUGUCUUAAUUGAAUAUCUGAAGGUCGUGGAUACGAUGGAAAUUAACCUCGAAAACGAACUGAGCCAGCUUCGGCUGGGUAAUUAUACUAAAGACCGUAUCGGUAGAGAUAAUUUUAAGAGUUUAUUGAAGGAGAUUCCCAUUCAAAUCAAAGCAAAUACCCAAUGGUCCGAUAUUUAUCCUUAUUUCAAGUCUGAUCCACGCUUUUUGCAAAUGCUUGGAAGAAAUGGUUCUUCCUGCCUUGAUUUAUUUUUAGAUUACGUUGAUGAACAAAAGAUGUACAUCUUUGCACAAAGAUCAAUAGCCCAACAGACAUUGAUAGAUCAGAAUUUCCAAUGGAACAAUGGGGAUAGCGAUGAGGCUACUAAAAAGGCCAUAGAAAAACUACUGGCGAAUGAUCCCAAGUUCAGCAAAGAUGAUAAAGAAGACCUUGGUUUGAUAACUGAUGGAAUAAUUCAGCAAAGAAACGAAAAGAUACAGCAGAAGCUACAAAAUGAACGUAGGAUAUUGGAGCAAAAGAAACAUUACUUUUGGUUACUUUUGCAAAGGAUUUACACAAAAACCGGUAAGCCUAAGCCUAGUACUUGGGACCUCGCUUCCAAGGAGCUGUGCGAAACUCUUGAAUUUAAGGCAUUGGGUGAUGACGACGCAACGAGGAAGCAAAUUUUUGAUGAUUUCAAGCCUGAACACUCUGCACCUAAUACCGAGAGCGCUACAGUUGGUGUAACAUUAACCACAUCUAGGAAGAGGCAUUUAAGCCCAUCAAUCGAGUUAGACUAUUGA
This is a messenger RNA of Saccharomyces eubayanus, 1866 nucleotides long. RefSeq names its product snoRNA-splicing protein PRP40 (gene PRP40). Gene Ontology annotation, cellular component: U1 snRNP; U2-type prespliceosome. The record is from RefSeq and is a predicted model, not a curated record. Gene Ontology annotation, molecular function: protein binding; RNA binding. Gene Ontology annotation, biological process: mRNA cis splicing, via spliceosome. The coding region runs from base 1 to 1866 and encodes 621 amino acids. NCBI's taxonomy places the organism in Eukaryota, Fungi, Ascomycota, Saccharomycetes, Saccharomycetales, Saccharomycetaceae. The transcript has a single exon.